AUGGCGGUCGAAAAUCAGGGAACCGCAUUGGAUGCGGUCAAUUCCCACAGCACAAGAACUCUUCUGAGAACCGUCAUUCUCUUCCUGAUUGCCGGCGCCGCAAUUGCCAGCCGUCUCUUUUCCGUCAUUCGAUUCGAGAGUAUCAUCCACGAGUUCGACCCCUGGUUCAACUUCCGCGCAACAAAGUACCUCGUUGCCAAUGGAUUCUACAAGUUUUGGGAUUGGUUCGAUGAUCGUACAUGGCACCCUCUUGGCCGUGUUACCGGUGGCACUCUUUACCCCGGUCUCAUGGUCACGUCGGGUGUCAUUUACCACGCUCUCAAGGCCUUAACCGUCCCCGUCGAUAUUCGAAACAUUUGCGUUCUCCUCGCUCCAGCCUUCUCCGGAUUGACGGCCUUCGCGUCUUAUCUACUUACCAACGAAAUGACAACUUCGCCAUCGGCUGGUCUUUUGGCUGCGGUUUUCAUGGGUAUCGCACCUGGUUACAUUUCUCGAUCCGUUGCCGGCAGUUACGACAACGAAGCCAUCGCUAUUUUCCUUCUGGUCUUCACCUUCUACCUCUGGAUCAAGGCCCUCAAGCUCGGCUCUAUGCUUUGGGGUGCCGUCUGCGCUCUCUUCUACGGCUACAUGGUGUCGUCCUGGGGUGGAUACGCCUUCAUCACCUGUCUCUUGCCCAUGCACGCCCUCGUUUUGAUCUGCAUGGGACGCUACAGCACCCGUCUCUACGUGAGCUACACCACCUGGUACGCUCUUGGAACGCUUGCUAGUAUGCAGAUUCCUUUUGUUGGCUUCCUGCCCGUCAAGACUAGCGAGCACAUGCCUGCUCUUGGCAUCUUUGGUUUCCUGCAAUUCAUCGGCUUUAUCCAGUAUGUCCGCUCUGCCAUUUCAGGCAAGCAGUUCCAGACUUUCCUGGCCACCCUGGUCAUCGCCACGUUUGGCAUUGGCCUCACCGGUCUCGUCGCGCUCACUUCGCUCGGCUACAUUGCUCCCUGGGGCGGUCGUUUCUACUCUCUCUGGGACACCAGCUACGCCAAGAUCCAUAUUCCCAUCAUUGCGUCUGUAUCGGAGCAUCAGCCCACUGCCUGGCCUGCUUUCUUCUUCGAUCUCAGCAUGUUGAUCUGGCUGUUCCCUGCCGGUGUCUACAUGUGCUUCAACGACCUCAAGGAUGAGCACGUCUUCAUUGUCGUCUAUGCUCUCUUUGGCAGCUACUUUGCUGGUGUCAUGGUUCGUCUCAUGCUGACCCUGACUCCUGUUGUUUGUGUUGCGGCUGCCAUUGCGGCCUCGCAGAUUCUGGACUCUUACCUGUCCGUUGAGACCCCCACCGAGGCCGAGGCUGAGAAGAGUGCCGAGGCCGCGGCCAAGAAGCCGGGCAAGGCUGGCAGCCUCCGUGGCAGCGAGAAGCCCGUUAUUGGCGUCUUCAGCAACGUGUCAAAGCUUUCGGUGGUUUCUGCCAUGACCAUCUACCUGCUCAUGUUUGUUACUCACUGCACCUGGGUUACCUCCAACGCCUACUCGUCGCCCUCAGUCGUGUUGGCUAGCCGCAUGCCUGACGGAUCCCAGCACAUCAUCGAUGACUACCGUGAGGCCUACCAGUGGCUGCGUCAAAACACCAAGGAGGACGCCAAGAUCAUGUCUUGGUGGGACUAUGGCUACCAGAUCGGUGGCAUGGCCGAUCGCCCCACGCUUGUCGACAACAACACUUGGAACAACACUCACAUUGCCACUGUUGGCAAGGCCAUGAGCUCCCGCGAAGAGGUCAGCUACCCUAUCAUGCGUCAGCACGAGGUCGACUACGUUCUUGUGGUAUUCGGCGGUCUCCUCGGCUACUCUGGAGACGAUAUCAACAAGUUCCUCUGGAUGGUCCGUAUCGCUGAGGGCAUCUGGCCGGACGAGGUCAAGGAGCGUAAUUUCUUCACUGAGCGUGGAGAGUACAGAGUGGAUGAGGGUGCUACCGAGACCAUGAAGAACAGCUUGAUGUACAAGCUUUCCUACUACAACUUCCACACCAUGUUCCCUCCUGGCCAGGCUGCCGAUCGCGUCCGCAACGUCCGUCUGCCUAGCCAGGGCCCUGUCCUCAACACUCUGGAGGAGGCCUUUACCAGCGAGAACUGGAUUAUCCGCGUGUACAAGGUCAAGGACCUGGACAAUGUCGGCCGUGACCACGCGGCGGUGGCGGCGUUUGAGCGUGGCCAGAAGAAGAAGAAGGCGGCUAAGAAGGCUGGACCUCGCGCUCUCCGCGUCGAUUAA
This is a messenger RNA of Cordyceps fumosorosea ARSEF 2679, 2247 nucleotides long. RefSeq names its product oligosaccharyl transferase STT3 subunit. Gene Ontology annotation, molecular function: dolichyl-diphosphooligosaccharide-protein glycotransferase activity. Bases 1 to 2247 code for a protein of 748 amino acids. Gene Ontology annotation, biological process: post-translational protein modification. The record is from RefSeq and is a predicted model, not a curated record. Lineage: Eukaryota; Fungi; Ascomycota; Sordariomycetes; Hypocreales; Cordycipitaceae. Gene Ontology annotation, cellular component: membrane. The transcript is spliced from 4 exons.